This is a messenger RNA of Lucilia sericata (common green bottle fly), 1521 nucleotides long. RefSeq names its product gustatory receptor for bitter taste 66a (gene Gr66a). The record is from RefSeq and is a predicted model, not a curated record. NCBI's taxonomy places the organism in Eukaryota, Metazoa, Arthropoda, Insecta, Diptera, Calliphoridae. Gene Ontology annotation, biological process: sensory perception of taste. Gene Ontology annotation, cellular component: neuronal cell body; dendrite; axon.
AUGACCGCUUAUAGAAGGAAAACUUCGGGAACACAAACGGAACUCAACAAACCGUUAUUGGAAAGUUUUACUGUUUUAUUUUAUAUAUGCAAAGUACUGGGCAUUAAUUCACAGGAUUGGGAGGAAUUUCGCAAGUAUAAACACUUAAAGAAAUCAGCAACCGGAGAGGGAUUGGUAAUAAUAGGCGUAAUAAUAUUAUUUAUUAAUUUUAAUUUAAUGGUUGCGGUGUUUGAAUCAAGAUCCUACAUAGCGCAAAAAGAUCUGUUGUCAGUGGGCAUAGGAUUUGCCUUGACCUAUUUCAGUUUGGCCUUAGUUUUGGCUGAUCGUAUAACGGGUUUGGUGAAACAGGAAGGUUUUAUUGGAAUUUUUAAGCAACUGCAAGAAAUAGAUGAAGACUUUAGGGAUUUGAAUAUUAUAUUCGAUAAUAGUUUUAUCAAAUAUCGUUUGGUGGGGCAUAUUUUGACAUUUAUCUGGGAAAUCGUAAUAUUUAUCUUAAGCUUCAUAUUAUAUGUGGACAAGGACAAUUGGACGGCUUGGUUGUGGAUUUAUACGAACAUACCGACUUUAUUUAAUACCCUGGACAAAAUGUGGUAUGUUUUCAUACUCAUGGCCAUCAAACAGCGUUUUGAGGCCAUUAAUAGAGCUUUCGAUGAGGAGGCUUUGAAAAUAGGAAGAAAACAGCAAAAGGAAAAAAGGUUUAAAGUUUCUAAAAAGAUCAAAAACGAGAAUAGGAUUCUAAAAUAUUCAUUCAAAAAUCAAAUAAGACCAGUUGCUACGAAUUUUCAAGCAGUUUUCGGUGAUGUCGUCCGCAAUCCUCAAAUAUUUUCCAAUUCUUUUAAUGAUGCUAUAGCAGAAAUUUCAAAACCUCGCUCAACUUCUACAUCCUCUAAUUCCUCGACAUCUUAUGGUCCAGCUUAUGCAAGUCUGGAGGACAGAUUCGUAAAAUUUUGUCAACUGCAUGAUACUUUGUGUAGGGUGGGCAGACAACUAAACGAAGUCUAUGCCAUUCCCAUUCUAAUGCUGAUGGGUUAUGGAUUUUUUAUUGUCACGGCCCAAUUGUAUUUCUUUUACUGUUCUCAAGUGAAUCAGGUGAUUCCAGCCCUGUUUCGACCGGCCCAAAGUUGGUGGAUAACCUCUCUAUAUAUCUGGUAUAUAUCCUCCAAAUGUAUUACAAUUUUAAGUGGAAACUGGAAAACAAAUUUGGAAUCGAAAAAGACCGGCAUCUGUAUGCAUCGCUGUGCAAUGGCAGAUGAUAAAAAUGACACCUAUGAAAUGAUUAAUCACCUCUCGUUAAAACUAUUCAAUCAAGCUUUAAACUCUAAUGCCUGCGGUUAUUUUUCCUUAGAUAUGGAAACUUUAUUCGGUUUUUGUGGUGGCAUUACAACAUAUUUAAUCAUCUUGAUACAAUUUAAUCUUGAGCAACAACAAGUAAAAUCAAACAAUGAAAAUGGUGAUGACAAAGCAAUAGAAUUAAACACUUUGAAUGGUGACCCAAACAACUUCGAAAAUAACAUGGAGAAU